AUGCGGGAAAUCCUCCAAGCCUCUGAAACAAACCCAGAAACAAAAAAACAGAUAGAAUCCUUGCUGGAACUAUUUAAUAUGAAGCUAUCAAGUAACACAAAUACAAACUAUGCCAUGCUUCUUUUCAUCAACAACCUGUACUACAAAACAGUUGGAAACAUAAAGGACAUCCAAAAACAGUCCGACGAGAACAUACACCGGCUGUACAAGUACAAUAAGCUCAAGGAUACAGCACAGGAAAUUCUUGGAAAACUUGCAGAGCUAAAGGGAGUAACCAAUAAAAAGAUUGCACAGGAGUAUGAUGCGCCUGAAUAG
Nematocida ausubeli is the source of this 315-nucleotide messenger RNA. RefSeq lists its product as uncharacterized. The record is from RefSeq and is a predicted model, not a curated record. NCBI's taxonomy places the organism in Eukaryota, Fungi, Microsporidia. The transcript has a single exon. The coding region runs from base 1 to 315 and encodes 104 amino acids.